AUGAUUAGUGACAGCAGCAACAAAAAUAAGCAACGAAAACAACGACUUCUUGCUCUUCUUAAAAAUUCAAAAGAUUACUUGAUUGGAAUUCUAGCUGCUGUAGCUUGUGGAAUUACGGGUGGCUCCAUGUUUGUGCCAUCACGAUUGGAUGACAAAGGAAGUAUCUAUAUGGUUGGAUUUGGAAUUGGUUCCAUGGGAAUUACAAGUGUCAUGCUCGUUUUCUAUUACUAUUACUAUUUCUUUCGAUACAAGAAGGAGCUAAGUUUUUAUCCAAAAUUGAGCAUCUUUCCUUGCCUUACGGCUGUGUUGUGGCAAACAGGAAACUUUUUUGCAGCAUUUGUGAGUGCUGGUCCAUUGGGAUUGACGAUUGGAAUGCCACUCACCGAAACGUCGUUGGUGGUUGCUGGUUUGUGUGGAUUGAUUUUCUUUAGAGAGUUGAAAGGAUGGAAAGCAAUUGUGCAGUUCUUUGUGAGUACAUUGAUCAUGUUGGUUCCUGGAUGCAUUUUGUUGGCCUUAUUUGGAAAGACUUAA
Molecule: messenger RNA, 531 nt
Organism: Naegleria lovaniensis
Lineage: Eukaryota; Heterolobosea; Eutetramitea; Acrasida; Naegleriidae
Exons: 1
Coding region: 1-531 (176 amino acids)
Biological process (GO): carbohydrate transmembrane transport
Cellular component (GO): membrane
Molecular function (GO): carbohydrate transmembrane transporter activity
Source: RefSeq, a predicted model, not a curated record